GCAGUAAUAAGGGGGCUCAGUGUGAGGUAGUAGUGUUUGGCCAUGCACACUGGCACUAUAUGACCAUGUUGUGUACAGCGGGCACGUGUGAGGAGGACGUUGAAUACCGGGAGCCGCUGAAGGAGGAGGGAUGUGGCGGUCUCACGCUUUGAUUAUCUCCCCCUCUGUCUCCUCCUCCCCCCUCCCUCCUCUCACGCUGCCCCAUGCGGAUGUGACAUUUCACUGAGCCGCCAUUUUGAGAGCCUGGCGUCUCCACACACAGGCUGAGGAGAGGGAAAGAGCAAAGCACGAAAGGGGUCAGGAGAAGGGCCGCUGGGUGACGGUGGCUGCCGCCUGCUCCCGCCCUGCACUCAGGGAAAGAAGCGGCCCGGGGCUCGGCCGUGCAGUGUGUGAGGGGAGCGGGGUACAUGAGACGCGGUGGCUCCGGAGAGGGUCAGGCCGCAGAGCUCCCGUUGCACCGGCUGUGCUCUCGUCUACCCAAUGAGCAGGGGCGCGCCGCCUGAGAUUAGAAGCACUAGAGCUGGCCGCGGUCCGGACCUGCCCGGCCCACUAACGCCUCCCCACCGCCGCCUCCUGCCUCCGUGCGGCCAGUGUCACUACUGCCACUGCCGCCGCUGAGGGCCCCCGGGGAGCAGCAUCCCCAGCGCCUAUCCCCUCCAAGGCGCCGAAAUUGGGCGAAUAGCGAGCAAAUACGUGCGCGUAUCCCUGCCGCCGGCUCCCUCUGCUCUCCCUCCUCCGGCUCAUCUGCAGGCGCCCGCGGGAAAGGCCCAGGCUGCAGCCGCUGCGCAGGCCCUGCCGAGGCCGCUCUCCGCCCCAUCUCAGCCGGGCCUACAGCCCAAAUCUACGCCGGCGCAGCGAGCAGGACUGAUCGAGGCCUCUGAGGCCGAAGCCAGAGACAUGAACCACCAUCAGCAACAGCAGCAGAAGCCCGGGGAGCAGCAGCUCAGCGAACCCGAGGACAUGGAGAUGGAAGCUGGGGAUGGUGAUGACCCUCCACGAAUCACACCUAAUCCUGUAAUAAAUGGAAAUGUUGCUAUGGCAGAUGGCCACAAUAACACAGAAGAGGAUAUGGAAGACGAUACCAGUUGGCGGUCAGAAGCAACAUUUCAGUUCACUGUGGAACGCUUUAGUCGACUUAGUGAAUCUGUUCUGAGCCCUCCUUGCUUUGUGCGAAAUCUGCCCUGGAAAAUUAUGGUGAUGCCUCGAUUUUAUCCAGAUAGACCACAUCAAAAAAGCGUUGGAUUUUUCCUUCAGUGCAACGCAGAGUCUGAUUCCACGUCAUGGUCUUGCCAUGCACAGGCAGUUCUCAAGAUAAUCAAUUACAAGGACGAUGAGAAAUCUUUUAGCAGACGCAUUAGUCACUUGUUUUUUCACAAGGAAAAUGAUUGGGGAUUUUCCAAUUUCAUGGCGUGGAGUGAAGUUACGGAUCCAGAUAAGGGUUUCAUAGAGGAUGAUAAAGUGACUUUUGAAGUCUAUGUGCAAGCUGAUGCUCCUCAUGGUGUAGCCUGGGAUUCUAAGAAGCACACUGGUUAUGUUGGACUAAAGAAUCAGGGAGCAACAUGUUACAUGAACAGUUUGCUGCAAACCUUGUUUUUUACAAACCAACUUCGGAAGGCUGUGUACAUGAUGCCAACAGAAGGAGAUGACUCCUCCAAGAGUGUUCCACUAGCAUUACAGAGGGUCUUCUAUGAAUUACAACAUAGCGACAAACCUGUAGGAACUAAAAAGUUAACAAAAUCCUUUGGAUGGGAGACCUUAGAUAGCUUCAUGCAACACGAUGUCCAAGAAUUAUGUAGAGUGUUGCUGGACAACGUGGAAAACAAAAUGAAAGGAACAUGUGUAGAAGGCACUAUUCCAAAGUUAUUCAGAGGAAAGAUGGUGUCCUACAUCCAGUGUAAGCAUGUAGACUACCGAUCUGAGAGAAUAGAAGACUACUAUGAUAUUCAACUAAGUAUAAAAGGAAAGAAAAACAUCUUUGAAUCCUUCAUUGACUAUGUUGCAGUGGAGCAGCUAGAUGGUGACAACAAGUAUGAUGCAGGGGAGCACGGCUUGCAGGAAGCAGAAAAAGGAGUAAAAUUUUUAACGUUACCGCCGGUAUUACAUCUUCAACUCAUGAGAUUCAUGUAUGAUCCUCAGACAGACCAGAACAUAAAAAUUAAUGACAGGUUUGAGUUUCCAGAACAAUUACCACUGGAUGAAUUCCUACAGAAGCCUGAUGUCAAAGACCCUGCUAACUACAUAUUGCAUGCUGUGUUGGUGCACAGUGGAGACAACCACGGAGGACACUAUGUUGUUUAUUUAAAUCCUAAAGGAGAAGGCAAAUGGUGUAAGUUUGAUGAUGAUGUAGUGUCAAGAUGUACGAAGGAGGAGGCUAUUGAGCAUAAUUAUGGAGGUCAUGAUGAUGACUUGUCUGUACGGCACUGUACGAAUGCGUACAUGCUGGUUUACAUCAGGGAAUCCAAGCUGAAUGAAGUCCUUCAAGCUGUCACAGAUCACGAUAUCCCUCAGCAGCUUGUAGAGAGGCUACAGGAAGAAAAGCGUGUAGAGGCUCAGAAAAGGAAAGAGCGGCAAGAAGCUCAUCUAUACAUGCAGGUUCAGAUCGUCGCUGAAGACAAAUUCUGUGGUCACCAAGGCAAUGACAUGUAUGAUGAAGAAAAAGUUAAAUACACUGUGUUUAAAGUAUUAAAAAACUCCACACUUGCCGAAUUUGUUCAAAAUCUUUCACAAACUAUGGGAUUUCCGCAGGACCAAAUUCGGUUAUGGCCCAUGCAAGCGCGCAGUAAUGGAACAAAAAGGCCAGCAAUGUUGGAUUAUGAAGCGGAUUGCAGCAAAACUAUGAUUGAGCUGAGUGACAAUGAAAAUCCCUGGACAAUAUUUUUGGAAACUGUAGAUCCAGAAAUGGCUGCUAGUGGGGCGACGCUUCCCAAGUUUGACAAAGAUCGUAAGUAUGAUGUUAUGCUCUUUCUAAAAAUGUAUGAUCCAAAAAGUCGGAGCUUAAAUUACUGUGGACAUAUCUACACCCCAAUUUCCUGUAAAAUACGUGACCUACUGCCAGUUAUGUGUGAAAGAGCUGGAUUUCCGCAAGGAACUAACCUUAUCCUCUAUGAGGAAGUCAAACCGAAUUUAACAGAACGCAUUCAAGAUUAUGAUGUUUCUCUUGAUAAAGCACUUGAUGAGCUUAUGGAUGGCGACAUUAUAGUAUUUCAGAAAGAUGACCCAGAGAACGAGAACAGUGAAUUGGCCACUGCUAAGGAAUACUUUAGAGACCUUUAUCACCGUGUUGAUGUAAUCUUCUGUGACAAGACAAUUCCUAAUGAUCCAGGAUUCGUUGUUACGCUGUCUAACAGAAUGAAUUACUCUCAUGUCGCAAAGACUGUUGCACAAAGGCUCAACACUGACCCAAUGCUUCUACAGUUUUUCAAAUCCCAAGGUUACAGGGAUGGUCCGGGAAACCCUCUUAGGCAUAAUUACGAAGGAACUUUACGGGACCUUCUGCAAUUCUUCAAGCCUAGACAACCAAAGAAACUCUAUUAUCAGCAGCUUAAAAUGAAAAUUACAGACUUUGAAAACAGAAGGAGUUUCAAAUGUAUAUGGCUUAAUUGCCAAUUUAGAGAAGAGGAAAUAACACUAUACCCAGACAAGCAUGGUUGUGUGCGAGAUCUUCUAGAAGAAUGUAAAAGAGCUGUUGAACUUUCUGAGAAAGGAUCUGGUAAAUUGAGGCUGCUAGAAAUUGUAAGCUACAAGAUAAUUGGGGUACAUCAGGAGGAGGAACUACUAGAGUGCUUAUCACCUGCUACUAGUCGAACAUUUCGAAUAGAGGAAAUACCUUUGGACCAGGUGGACAUAGAUAAAGAAAAUGAAAUGCUUAUUACCGUGGCACAUUUUCACAAGGAGGUGUUUGGCACAUUUGGAAUUCCAUUUUUGCUUAGGAUACAACAGGGUGAGCCGUUCAAAGAGGUGAUGAAGAGGAUUCAGGCCAUGCUGGAAAUACAAGAAAAAGAGUUUGAAAAGUUCAAGUUUGCAAUUGUUAUGAUGGGUCGGCAUCAGUACAUAAAUGAGGAGGAUUAUGAAGUGAACUUAAAGGACUUUGAGCCACAGCCUGGCAAUAUGUCCCAUCCAAGGCCUUGGCUAGGGCUUGACCACUUCAAUAAAGCCCCAAAGAGAAGCCGCUACACAUACCUUGAGAAAGCAAUUAAGAUCCAUAACUGACUCACCGUAACAAAGUUUAUCCAAACCAAGGGACAUAUAAAUGUGUGUGUGUGUGUGCACCUUUCUAACAAAGCUAGAACUUUGGUACACGUGCACUAUAUUUGAAGUCUACAGCAAGAAGAUUUGCUGCUGAUGUUAAUUUUAUUUUGUUGAGGCUGUUCCGUUUGGCUUCUCUGUAUCUAUUGACUGCCCUUUUUGAGGAAAAUGAAGGUGUUUUUAUAAAGCUUGAAUGCCAAUGUAAUAUUUUAUGGUAACUGUAAAGCAAGACAAAGAAGAACGUGGGGUAAAUUAAAGAUUUGGCCCAAUUUGUUCCUAGAAUAUAUUGUAUGAGGCAUAAGAUGGCUGGCUGUACGCCAACUCUGGUGUUCCUAUUCUACCAUCAUUGCAGCAAGUAACUCUUAUGUUUACACUCACAACAAGUUUCCUCCCUUCAAAUUACAUCCUUGUGCAUUUGUAAAUUCAGAAACCCUCACUUCAAUAAAUAGCAAUCUCUACUUCAUUGUGUACAUUGUUGGCACUUUUUUGGCAAUCGUCAAAUACCUACCGCGCAAUAGCUUCAAAAGAUGUCUUUCUAUUUUGUUAAGCAGUCCACCAAAUACAGGGACUGGACAUAAUAACUAGAACAUUAAUGUCAAGGAAUAUAUGAUUCCGGAACAACAUUUGUCUGAUUAAUUACACUAUUUAUCUUAGGCUGGUUUCACAUUGGCAUGUUACAGGUGCAUCCGUAUUACAGACAGCAAGUCCCAGCCCGAACAUGGCUCAAUAAAUCAAGUCUGGUGACUGGGCUGGUCAGGGUAGAUGCUUAACUUCCUACUCCUCGAGGCUAAAUCCUGUCCCUCGCUUCGAGCUUUGCCUUUUGACCCCAAAUACUUCUGUCUGCAGACUUUCUGCUGGUCUUUACAUACUGAGAUAUGAUCAAGGAGACCAAACCCUGACAUAGCCAGCAACUGGGGUGUAAAGAUGCCCUUACCAGGCAUGCUCAAACAAUCAUUCCCCUUUGGAACUCUGAGUCUUGACAUAUCGCAUCCCUAAAACAUACUGAUUUUUACAGUUGCACAACUAAUAAUGUAUAAACUGUGUGCCUGAGAAAAAAAAAGGGGCUCUACGAAUGAUGGCAGGUGUCAGGAAGAGUUAAACUAGACUUAGUAAAAAUAGAAGUGUUCUAGUUUCUUUGUCCAACUCCUGUAAGAUCUCCUGCUGGGAAUAAACCAGUAGUCCCUUGCUCUCUUUUUACAAUGUAGAAAGACAUCCAAUCUUGGGGGAAAAAUU
Messenger RNA from Hyla sarda, 5478 nucleotides. It is a transcript of the gene USP7, whose product is annotated as ubiquitin specific peptidase 7. Gene Ontology annotation, molecular function: protein binding; cysteine-type deubiquitinase activity; cysteine-type endopeptidase activity. The coding region runs from base 898 to 4209 and encodes 1103 amino acids. The record is from RefSeq and is a predicted model, not a curated record. The transcript is spliced from 31 exons. Gene Ontology annotation, cellular component: cytosol; nucleus. Gene Ontology annotation, biological process: regulation of protein stability; protein deubiquitination. Lineage: Eukaryota; Metazoa; Chordata; Amphibia; Anura; Hylidae.